AUGGCGCUGUACAACCAAACCGUGGAUUUCCUCUCCGAAUCCUGGGCCAACCAGCGAACACAACUUCCCCUGUUGGCUGUAACGGGCGCAUCUUUCACACUUGGCCUCCUGCUUCGGUCGCUGUUCAAGGGAGACAAGCACAAAGACGCCAUCCUCAUCUCGCCCCGCUCAACGGUGCUGCCUGGUCUGUCGGAGGAGGAGCAUCGCAAACUGCCACUCCCGGAUGACGUGCUACCCGGCGCACGCGAUGUCGCGAGCCCGUACGGGUCUAUCCGAGUGUAUGAAUGGGGUCGAGAGGAUGGUCCCAAGGUCUUGCUCGUCCAUGGCAUCACUACGCCGUGUAUUGCGCUCGGCGGGGUGGCCCAUGCGCUCGUCGAUCGGGGUUGCCGGGUGAUGCUGUUUGAUUUGUUUGGAAGAGGAUACUCCGACUGUCCGUCUGAUCUCCCCCAGGAUGAGCGACUCUUCGCAACUCAGAUGAUGCUUGCAUUGACUUCAUCGCCUAUCUCCUGGACGGGAGCUGGAUCGGGCAAAUUCUGCCUAGUUGGAUACUCCUUGGGCGGUGGAAUUGCUGCAGCAUUCGCUUCUUUCUUCCCGCGACUUUUGACAUCUCUCGUGCUUCUUGCACCUGCUGGUCUUGUCCGCGACUCUCAGAUUAGCUUCCAAAGUCGCCUUCUCUACUCGGGUGGCCUCAUGCCAGAGUCUCUACUGGGGUAUCUCGUUGGUCGUCGCCUGAGAGCUGGCCCUCUGGUUGCACCCAAGAAGAAUAAGAACGAGAAGCUCAACGCCGCAGAUGCUCUCACCGAGGAGUUGCCGUCGCAAACCGCGGCUGAGAUCCAAAUUCUGUCUCGCGAGUAUCCUCAUAUCAAUAUCCCUUCUGCUGUCGCGUGGCAAGUCAACAACCAUGCUGGCUUUGUGCAUGCAUUUAUGUCUAGUAUGCGUCACGGUCCUAUCCUGGGUCAGCGACAGUGGGGUACCUGGGCACGGCUGGGGGAGUAUCUGAGCGCACAGAAUAGCACUGUAUCGGAUGAGAAGAGUGAGAAGGGUCUGCCAAGUCACAAGGUUCACAUUUUGUGUGGCAACACAGAUGCCAUUAUUAUCAAGGAUGAGCUUGUGACCGAUGCUACCGCCGCCCUGGGUGGGAAUGCAGUCUUCAAGUUCUAUGACGCUGGUCAUGAAUUCCCUAGCACCAAAUACGAGGAGGUGGCGACUUAUAUCGCGAAGGUGUUGUGA
Molecule: messenger RNA, 1230 nt
Organism: Penicillium subrubescens
Lineage: Eukaryota; Fungi; Ascomycota; Eurotiomycetes; Eurotiales; Aspergillaceae
Product: alpha/beta hydrolase
Exons: 2
Coding region: 1-1230 (409 amino acids)
Biological process (GO): regulation of lipid storage
Cellular component (GO): endoplasmic reticulum
Source: RefSeq, a predicted model, not a curated record